Trichoderma breve is the source of this 174-nucleotide messenger RNA. RefSeq names its product proteolipid membrane potential modulator domain-containing protein. Lineage: Eukaryota; Fungi; Ascomycota; Sordariomycetes; Hypocreales; Hypocreaceae. Gene Ontology annotation, cellular component: membrane. The transcript has 3 exons. The coding region runs from base 1 to 174 and encodes 57 amino acids. The record is from RefSeq and is a predicted model, not a curated record.
AUGCCUUUCACCACUAGCGAUAUCUGCAAGAUUAUUCUUGCCAUCAUUCUGCCGCCCAUCGGUGUCUUCCUCGAGCGAGGCUGCGGUGCAGACCUCUUGAUCAACAUCCUUCUCACAAUCCUGGGUUACUUCCCUGGUAUCAUCCACGCUCUGUACAUCAUAUUGAAAUACUAA